Messenger RNA from Yamadazyma tenuis ATCC 10573, 1169 nucleotides. NCBI's taxonomy places the organism in Eukaryota, Fungi, Ascomycota, Pichiomycetes, Serinales, Debaryomycetaceae. The record is from RefSeq and is a predicted model, not a curated record.
CAACAGAUUUGUAUCAGAUUUGGGCGGCGGCGCACGCACCAACUAGUAUUUUCGUUCUUCUUCCCGUACGCCAGUAACCCUAUCUAUAAGUUUACGGGGGACAUCAAGAACCUAGAAGUUAACUUGAAAGAACUCAUCCUGGAUUCUUCCAGCAAUAAGUGUCCAAUUUUGCUCGGCUCCCACUUCUCAGGCCCUACGUAUUGUUUGUAUGAGCAUUGCUUGUAUUAUACUAUUAACCCGCUGACGUGUUCGCAAUCCAUUUGAUCAUCCUAAGCUUCCUUGACGUUUUCCUUAGUGUUAGUGGAGAUGAAGUGAUAUAUCAAGAUUCCUACCAUCGAGACGAUGCCAAACGAGAGAACGAUUGUGUUCAAUUGACCAUCUGUAAUCAUUUCUGUUGCGCUGAAUGUGUUGGAAGAAAUUGAUAAUUUUGUGCGCGACUUCGCAGUUAGGCAUUUCUGGCGAUGAUACAUGACUCCAAUAGAACGGUUUCUUUAUGAAGCACUCAUACGGUCACCGGGAUUCAACCGAUUUGUGCAACUGGUGUAUAACCGUGUGAACAAGAUCACAAUACACCGGACAGUGACGGACUACCGCCCGACCAUGGGCCAUAAAAUAAAUGCGUUCCGCAUCAUUUGGAUCAAUGAGGUCAAGGACUUAUUUCGGUUCAGACAUUGAAAUGCCGAAUUAAUGAUGGUUAUCUUCAUUAAAUAUAUAUUAUUGGGUGAACACUCCAUAUAUGGUAAUUACUGCUUCGUAUCUUCUCAUCCUCAUCUCUUUCUCUCCAGAGCCUUCUCAAAUCUCUCAAACCUCUCAAACUUCCUCUUGCCCAUCUUAGCUACAUUGUGCUCAGAUGCAAAAAUGGCAUUAUUGGAUCCGAACUGGAAGUUUGACGACACAACAGCCUCAUCAAGUUUCUUCACCACGUAAGAGUCGACUUUGCCCUGCAAAAUCUUCUUAAGGUUGAAUUGAACCACAUAGUUGCCAGUACUGGUGAUAAUAUCUGUUUCAGCAUGAUCAGUAACCUUGGUGUUAAAGUAUGCUCUGGUGAAGUUCAAGCUCUUUUGUCCUCCAGAAUUAAGAAUGGCCAUCAGGUGUUCGGGUUUCAACAUGAUUCUUCUUGGAAUUGGUUUACUAGCAGCACUGAAUGGCUUCUCGAAUCCUAAUGCUCC